Raphanus sativus (radish) is the source of this 548-nucleotide messenger RNA. Its product is annotated as protein LITTLE ZIPPER 2-like. The coding region runs from base 59 to 364 and encodes 101 amino acids. The record is from RefSeq and is a predicted model, not a curated record. The transcript has 2 exons. NCBI's taxonomy places the organism in Eukaryota, Viridiplantae, Streptophyta, Magnoliopsida, Brassicales, Brassicaceae.
CAAGCUUAUCUAUUUCUAUAUAAAGCUUACUUUCCCGUUAUGUGUUACUCAGUUCUUUAUGCGGGAUAAUACUAGAAAGAAGAUGUGUCUGAGACCUUCAGAAUCAUUCCCGGACACACGCACACCCACGAUGACAUCAGCUUCGUGCCACAACAAACGUAAACUUAAGACACAAACCCAUCUCCGUGUCCUUAAUCUCACCAGGAGGAGAAGAAUACUGUGGGCAGAGAAGAAGAUGGAGAUGAGAAACAUGAAGCUCUUUCUAGAGAAUCAAAGCAUUAUACGAGAGAACGAGGCUUUAAAGAAGAAAGCACUUCUUCUCCACCAAGAAAAUAAUGCUCUCUUCUCUCUGCUUCAUCCAUAACUCUCCCCUGUUUCAUCCUCCUCCUUCCUCUAGUGAUCUUCAUGAAGCAUGUUUCUUUAGUACGUUUGUUUUCGCCUUCUCUACUAAAAUAAAGAAACCUCAGGCUCCGGACCCAAAGUUGGAGCCUAGAUUCAUCUAUGUACUAAAUAUUAAUAUAUAUAUCCAUGAUCAUCAUCUUCUUUUA